AACUGUUACGUUUAAAUUCGUUGAUGUGUAGAACAAAUCUAGAAUAAAUAAUUUGCCUAUACAAAAUUCCCUCUGAAAUGACAUUCAGAGCGCACCACACUCGCUACCAUUGAAACACCCCUCACGCUAGUCCGACAAACAAUAAAUCCGACAACAGCUAUGCGAGAAACGCUGUCACAAACACCACCGCAGCGCAAGUGUCUGACGACUGGAAGGAAGAACGACGACCGUUUUCACUGACCAGCCCAUCAAUCAUUCGUUUCCAGCCGCCAUCGCGAAAGGUUAGCAAAAGAUCGCGAGUGAAAUCUUGCUCCUGGUUCGUAGUGCUAAGUGCGAAAACCGAGGGAAAAACCCCUGCAGUGAGAAAAACGUGGUUUCCCCAGCACAGAACGCUGUAGUGUCGGAAGAUUUCUCCGCUUCAGGGCACGAAAGCCGCCCAUCAAUCCCGGACGUCACACCACGAGGGAAAUACGACCGAGGAAGAUCCGGGUGAAACCGCAUGGUGAGCCAACACGGCGCGGGAGGCCAACGACUGUGCCCGGCAAAUCAAAAAUCAGUUUCGGACGUUCUACGACGUUCCGGACGUCGCACGACAGUUCCGGUGAGGUGCGCAAGCUUCCGCCUGGUCCAGGGACGAAGAACACGCUUCCGGGUGAGUUUCACAUUCUGCGGAGUGAAAGAGCGGCAGAGAACUAACCUCAAUCUCUUGCAAGUAGGCGAUUUUCUCCUGAGUCCACGACGUGCACGCAAACAGCGCGAUUGGCAUCGGCGAUUAGUAUCCGUGAAGAACACAAGCAGAAUCCAUUGGUGGCGCAAAAACCGGAUCGACAGCACGUGCAUCGAACGCAUCGUGGCCGACGGACCCGAGCACAACGGGGACGCAAGCGAGGGAGGCCUCACCUACGAUUCAGCAACCAAGGAUCGAUUGAAAAACCCCUGUAUAGGGUAAGAGACCGCAACCUAGACACAUGUGACCAAAAUCCUAAUCGAUUGCUCGAUAGGGUUUUUCUAUUUUUGCAGUUUUCAUUCCCAAGACGUGCUGGACGAGCGGAGCGCGGUCGCCAGAGGUGCUCAACCGCGACGGAACACGAACGGCGAAUCGUAAACGAACAUCUGAAGCAAAUUCCGAUUCAUGGGUCAGUUACCGUGGAACGGUGACUCGGAUAACCCCACGAUGAAGGGGGCUCGGUCGGAGCCAAUAGCGCGGCUCAAGAUAGCGUUGUCGACGGGUUUCGCAGCGAUGUUGUGGUAGCUUCGGUACCGUGAGUACCCUAAGUUAAGAUCAAAAUUGUAUGGGUAGAUAACAAAGCUAGCUAGUUAGGGAGAAUAGGGGAGAAGGGGACAAAAUGAGCCUCAAAUAUAUGUAAUUAAAACGUAACUUAUGAUUUGUGAUUUUCUUGUUGCGCUUUAGCCCUA
Molecule: messenger RNA, 1416 nt
Organism: Aedes albopictus (Asian tiger mosquito)
Lineage: Eukaryota; Metazoa; Arthropoda; Insecta; Diptera; Culicidae
Exons: 3
Coding region: 500-949 (149 amino acids)
Source: RefSeq, a predicted model, not a curated record